Molecule: messenger RNA, 522 nt
Organism: Frankliniella occidentalis (western flower thrips)
Lineage: Eukaryota; Metazoa; Arthropoda; Insecta; Thysanoptera; Thripidae
Product: cytochrome P450 4V2-like
Exons: 3
Molecular function (GO): monooxygenase activity; iron ion binding; oxidoreductase activity, acting on paired donors, with incorporation or reduction of molecular oxygen
Source: RefSeq, a predicted model, not a curated record
CACAAGUAUGCGUUCCACCUGACCUGCUGCGGGGAAGUGCCGUCGUCGUGGCCGUUGACCAUCCAGAUGCAUGCCGAGCCAAAGAUGUUGACCGAGUUGGUGUUGGCGUUGGUGGCCCUGUACCUGGCGCUGUACGCCGUCGACAAGGCCCGCAAGCUGAGCACGCUGGCGCACAUCGCCGGGCCCGGCUACCCGAUCCCCAUCAUCGGCCACACGCCCUACAUGUUCGGCUCCCGGGACGGCUUCUUGGCGCGGGCCCUCGUCGUGUGGCGCCGCUACGGCCCGGGACCCAUCAAGUUCUGGCUCGGCGAGACCCCCAUGGUGGCGGUCACGCGGCCCGAGGACGUGGAGCCGCUGCUCAACUCGCAGCGCGAGGUGGACAAGCACGACGUCUUCUACCGGCCCCUGCAGAGCUUCUUCGGCAACGGCCUCAUCAGCCUCAACGGCCAGGCCUGGUCCGUGCACCGCCGCGCCCUCACCCCGGCCUUCCACUUCCGGUCAGCACCCUUCCUUGCACUAACC